AUGUCUUGGAAUUUGAGAUUGCGAAAAGUCCUGUCGAAAGUAGCGUCAGGCCGCGAUAUCCGACGAGAGCUAGAAGGAUGUGUUACAGUUACAUACGUCAAGAACUCGAGGCUUUUCAUCAUGAAAGUUCCGUUUUCUAAUUCUACUACAAUUUACGACCUCAAAGAAAUGAUAGCAGCCCACAUGGCUUUGGAUAGUACUGAAGACCUGGGAGUAAUAAUUUUGCCAUAUGGUUGCAAACAGAAUGACCCAAGAUUGAAGGACCUAGCAAAAUGCGAGUGGGAGAAGGCCAAGGAGCUCAUCUUGAACAUUCAACCAAAAUCUACAAUCCGAAGAGACUCACGAAUUGGUUAUCCAAGGGCUGCGUGUCUUUUCGGGUCUAAUUUCACCCUCCGUCAGUUGCUAUACCCAUGGGAUCCUAUGGAUGUUGAGUUCUUUGUGGGUGCUGAGAACUCUCCCCUGGCUGUUCCCAACGAAAGAUCAAACCUGAUGACUAUGUACCAUCAGCUGGAGAGGCUAUCGAGCGCAUCCGUCAUCCGGGGGAGGGGUGGCGGCAGAGAUUCUGAUGAGCAAAAAGCAUUCCGAGCAGCAAUAAUUUCCCACUACGGCCUUGACCACCCUAACAAUCCCAAUGUUCCAGACGCGGAUAAAAGAUAUCGAUACCAAUUAACAGGAAUUUAUUUUCCUUCCAAAAGGCUGAAAGCCUCACACAUCUGUCCAGCUUCCGAAAAUGGGAUAGCUAGUUUGAUUGGCCUCCGUAGCCCAAUGGAUGUGGGCAACGGCCUACUAUUGCAUGCUAGCGUUGAAAAACUAUUUGAUGCCUUCCGCAUCACUAUCACACCGAGCAAAAACGACAUCGGGAAAGAAAUAUUUAUUUUGAGAGUCUUCAGCUCAAGGCUCCUGAACGCCAGAAUUUACCCGGCGCAGCAGAGUGCCCGGGGAUGCGAAGGUGAAGAGGUACCGCCUCCAAUCAGAUGGAGGGACCUCGACCGACGUCAAGUCAAGUUUUCGACCCAAAGCGACAUCACCCCGCUCAAAAGAGCUUUGCAUUGGCAUGGCCAGAAUGCGCGGUACCAUCUUAACCGUUCCAAGUAUGGUCAAGAAAUCGAUCUGUCCUUUUCGACUUUUGCGUCGGAUGAGGCGAGAGAAUUCGCCCAUUUAAUAUCUUCUGGCCUGUCAUCUUUCGGUUCACCAUCACAGAUCAAAAUCCGGCGGUCAUGGGUCAGCACUGAGAUAUCGAUCAAGUCAGAAACCCCGCUUCCUCCAGCACUCUACGUUUCACCCCCGCUAGGCUCGAACGAAGCAACCGAAAGCGAAAGAGCAGACGAAAACGCGGUUUGCCCCGCCUCCCAUGUAGAUUGA
Messenger RNA from Orbilia oligospora ATCC 24927, 1362 nucleotides. RefSeq lists its product as uncharacterized. The record is from RefSeq and is a predicted model, not a curated record. The coding region runs from base 1 to 1362 and encodes 453 amino acids. Lineage: Eukaryota; Fungi; Ascomycota; Orbiliomycetes; Orbiliales; Orbiliaceae. The transcript has a single exon.